This is a messenger RNA of Peromyscus eremicus (cactus mouse), 1522 nucleotides long. It is a transcript of the gene Nipal1, whose product is annotated as NIPA like domain containing 1. The transcript is spliced from 6 exons. Gene Ontology annotation, cellular component: membrane. Gene Ontology annotation, biological process: magnesium ion transport. The record is from RefSeq and is a predicted model, not a curated record. Bases 34 to 1509 code for a protein of 491 amino acids. Lineage: Eukaryota; Metazoa; Chordata; Mammalia; Rodentia; Cricetidae. Gene Ontology annotation, molecular function: magnesium ion transmembrane transporter activity.
CCCAGGACAGUGAAAGAGCCACGCCGGCAGUCAAUGGGGGAGCAUGAGCCUCCAACCAGCGGGCCAGGGGGCGUGGCUCGCUCCGAUGCCACACCCAACCACUCUCAUUGGCUAAGGCUGCCACGGGGGAGGAGCCAGCGCACACCCUGGGCGGAGCCAGCGCACACCCUGGGCGGAGCCCGAAGCUCCGCCGUGGGUCCCGGGGUACAGGUGCGUGAGAAACUAGUGCCAGCGCCGAGGAAGCCCGGUCCCCAGGCCAUGGGGGGUCAGCUGAGGCUGCCACCGGGGGAGCCCUGCCGAGAAGGUCACGUGCUGUCUCUGGUCUGUUCAAACUCUUCCCAGGCUUCCUGUGAGAUCACAAGCGUGUCACAGCUGCUGCCUUCUCCUGCCCUCUACACGAACCUGACUUCCACUGUCACCAACCUCAGUAUUUCUGCAAAUGUCGAAAACAAAUACAGUCUCUAUGGGGGCUUGGCACUGGCCAUCAGCUCCAGCAUUUUUAUUGGUUCAAGUUUCAUACUCAAAAAGAAGGGUCUCUUGCAACUGGCCAACAAGGGCAUCACUAGAGCAGGGCAAGGUGGACAUUCUUACCUCAAGGAAUGGGUGUGGUGGGCAGGACUUCUGUCGAUGGGAGCCGGAGAGGCCGCGAACUUUGCGGCCUAUGCAUUUGCACCUGCCACCUUGGUCACCCCCCUGGGGGCGCUGAGUGUUCUCAUAAGCGCAAUAUUGUCUUCCUAUUUUUUAAAUGAGCACUUGAACAUUCACGGGAAAAUAGGCUGCAUUUUAAGCAUACUGGGGUCAACUGUGAUGGUUAUCCAUGCCCCCCAAGAGGAAGAAGUCACUUCUUUGCGUGAAAUGGAAAUGAAAUUGAGAGAUCCAGGCUUCAUUUCCUUUGCCGUGAUCGUCUCUGUGAUCUCCUUGGUGCUGAUUGUGAUCGUGGCGCCCAGGAAAGGACAGACUAAUAUACUGGUCUACAUCGCAAUCUGUUCUUUGAUAGGAGCGUUUUCAGUUUCUUCUGCCAAGGGCUUGGGAAUUGCCAUCAAGGAACUGCUAGAGUGGAAGCCUGUUUACAAGGAUCCCCUGGUCUUCAUUCUGUUGGCCGUGCUUAUACUUUCCAUAAUGACACAGGUUAACUAUCUCAACAAAGCCCUGGACACUUUCAACACCUCUCUGGUGACUCCCAUUUAUUACGUGUUCUUCACAUCCAUGGUGGUGACAUGCUCUGCCAUCUUGUUCCAGGAGUGGUAUGGCAUGAAAGCCAGAGAUAUCAUUGGUACCCUGAGUGGGUUCUUCACCAUCGUCAAUGGCAUCUUCCUCCUCCAUGCCUUUAAAAACACUGACAUCACCUGGAGUGAGCUCACAUCCACUGCUAAGGAGGGCCUUUCUCCGAACGGCAGUCAGAACAGUUACGUUUUACUAAAGAAUGCAGACUAUUCAGCCGCGGUGUAUGAUGAUGAUGAUGUCACCCUGUUUAGCAGGACUGAGGACCAAAGUCUCCAUAAACUUUGAACUUCAACCAAGA